Messenger RNA from Penicillium angulare, 687 nucleotides. RefSeq lists its product as uncharacterized. NCBI's taxonomy places the organism in Eukaryota, Fungi, Ascomycota, Eurotiomycetes, Eurotiales, Aspergillaceae. The coding region runs from base 1 to 687 and encodes 228 amino acids. The record is from RefSeq and is a predicted model, not a curated record. The transcript is spliced from 2 exons.
AUGACUUCCUAUGAGGGUUUCAUUGAGCUUGUAUUGGCGUGUGCACCGAAUCUGCAUACGCUCAAUAUCUCUGGUUGUCUUCAAUAUAUUCCCAAGCUUACAGAGUCUUUCUCUUUUACGCGGCUUCAACACCUUCGGAUUUCGGACACUAAAAUAUAUCUCAGCGAAUUGAUUAACUUCUUACGAACAACAGCACCCACACUCAAGUCUCUUGCGUACAAAUUCGUGACGCUGAAUGAUGAAAUCGAGACCGGCGCAGUGGAAGAUAAGAAAAAGGAAGCUGAAAGGCUCUGGCGAAUCGCUUGGGACUUCUUACGGGAUGAAAUUUCUGUCAAGUCACUUUAUAUGACACGUCUCCAAUACCAGGACAUUGAAGUUCGCGUCACUGAUCGUCUACGCCGUGUCUGUGGGUAUCCAAAAAUCAGUUCAACUGAUCCUCGGGCCGUCGCGUAUAAUGACCAAUCGGCUCAUAUAUCUUUUGGCGAAUGGAUUGAUUCACUCAGAAUCCGGCCUUUCAUCAGAACAGGAACUCGGCCUGUAAUAUGCGCUGGACUAACCCGAGGUAUUAAUCCUAAUAUUCGGGGCCGUGGGCCUGUGGGAAAGCCACUCCAACGGAGAAUCCAGGACACACUGAGAGCCAUGAGAGAAGUGCAGGCGAAUGAAGAUGAGAGCGGUGAUAGGGAAUAA